AUGUUCAACUUCACGCCGCUGCUGGGCGCGCAGUCCGACUCUCCCGCAUCGCAAUCGCUACUCGAGCUCGAUGGAGGCGUGAAGAUACUGGUGGACGUGGGCUGGGACGAGACGUUCGAUGCAGAGACGCUCCACGCGAUAGAGCAGCACGUGUCUACUCUAUCCAUCAUCCUCUUGACACACCCGACUCUCGACCACAUUGGUGCCUACGCGCAUUGCUGCAAGCACAUCGCCGGCUUCAGCAGAGUGCCCGUCUAUGCCACCACCCCAGUAGUCAAUCUGGGCCGAACGCUCCUCGCCGAUCUCUACACCUCAGCACCGCUCACGACAUCCAUCAUACCGACCUCGGCCAUCUCGUCGUCCCCCAUCGCAGUCGACCCCAGCACCGCGCCGAGCCUCCUGUAUCAACACCCGACACCGGACGACAUCGCCGCAUACUGCAAUGCCAUACAUCCGUUGAAGUACAGUCAACCGCAUCAGCCGAUAGGUGUAGCCACCGGGCCAGGUCUGGGGAACUUGGUCAUCACAGCAUACAGCGCUGGACACACGCCAGGUGGGACAAUAUGGCACAUACAACAUGGCUUGGAGAGCAUUGUCUAUGCCGCGGAUUGGAAUCAGGGUCGCGAGAACUUGCUGUCAGGAGCAGCAUGGCUAGGCACGUCAAGCGACGUCAUCGAGCCUCUGCGACGACCCACAGCGUUGGUGUGUAGCUCCAAGGGUGUACAGAAGACGGGCAGUUUACCACGCACGAAAAGAGAUGAGCUGUUGUUCAGUCUUAUCAGGGAGACAGUAGCUCAAGGCGGCAAGGUUCUGAUACCCACCGACUCAUCCGCAAGAGUGCUGGAGCUGGCUUUCAUCCUCAACCACACAUGGCGGGAGAACAUCACCGGACCUCAUGCAGACACAUAUCGCCAUGCCAGGAUCUUCAUGGCCAGCAAGUCAAGUACCAGCACGAUGCGCCAACUCCACGGCAUGCUGGAAUGGAUGGACGACGCCAUCAUUCGUGAUGCAGAGGCAGCAAUGGGUCCAGGAGGCGAUGACAAGAAGGUGCCCAAUCUCCUGGAUUGGAAGUUCGUCAAGCAGAUAGAGCGCAAGAGUCAAUUGGAUAAGGUGCUCCAAAGGCAGAAUCCGUGUAUCAUCCUGGCAAGUGACGCAUCGCUGGAGUGGGGACUCUCACAGCACGCCUUGAAGGCUCUGGCUGGUGAUGCGCGCAAUCUUGUCAUCUUGACCGAGAACCUCACAAGCAGUAAUCCCCGUACUGCAAGCAUUGCUAAGAGCUUGGCUGAAUUGUACCGGGAAAACGCAGAUCAGCCAUCGAAGAGCAGUGUUGCAAAGGUCGUAAGUGCGGACGGGCACUCGGUGCUGCUUCGAGAGCCAUCGGCUUCCGCCCUCACCGAGGACGACAAUACACUAUACCAGCAGUAUCAAGCAAGACAGCGGCAACUUCACAGCAACCUGCAAGGUGACAACACUGCGAACGACACUGCUACCACAGAGAUUGCACAGGAAGAAGCCGAGGAGUCUUCGGACGAAGAAGACGAAGAAGAAGAAGAAGAAGAUCCAGACCGCCAAGGUCGUGCCUUGAACUUGACCGCGCAGAUCAAUCAAGGCAACAAGCGGAAAGCGGGUGUUUCUGAGGCAGAGCUUGGCAUCAACGUGCUGCUACGAAGUAAGAAUGUAUACGACUACGACGUGCGGCACAAGCGUGGCCGAGAGAAGAUGUUUCCCUUCGUCAGUCAUCGGAACAAGGACGAUGAGUAUGGUGACCUGAUCAAGCCAGAGGACUACCUUCGUGCGGAGGAACGAGAUGACACCGGCAAUGAAGACACGCGUGAUGGGUUGAAGCCUGAAGCAUCGGAGUUGGGCCAGAAGAGGAAGUGGAACGAUGUAGCAGACGCUAAAGCCGCGACUGGCAGAGGACGAAAGGACCGCAAGCAAGAACAGAACAAGAAGCAGAAAACCGAGCCUGACGAUAUCGAUGCCAUUAUAGCGAAAGCGACCGGCGAGUCUGGUUCUGGACAAAAUACUGUGAAUGGAGCGCCGGAGGAUGAGGACGACAGCGAGAGCGACUACGAGCCUGACGAAGGUGACUCUGACGAGCCGAAGAAGGUCAUCUUCAACAACCAAACCAUAUCAUUGCACAUACGGAUAGGCCACAUCGACUUCACCGGUAUGCACGAAAAACGAGAUCUGCAGAACAUUAUUCCGCGAGUACGGCCUCGGAAGCUGAUCCUGAUCUCUGGCGAUGUAUCGGAGACGCAAUUUCUGGCAGACUGGUGUCGGCAGUCGCUCGGCAGUGAAGCUGGCGAGUCAGCUUCGGAGGUUUUCGCACCCAUCAUAGGAGAAACGGUCGAUGCUAGCGUGGACACGAACGCCUGGACUCUGAAGCUAAGCCGACAGCUGGUCAAGAAGCUGACAUGGCAGAAUGUGAAGGGCUUGGGUAUCGUCACGCUCACCGGCAGUCUCGUGGCCGAGCGUGUCGAGGAAGCGGAAGAUGCUGAAGACGAGAACGUCAAGAAGAAGCUCAAGCUCAUCAAAGGCGAGGACACAGAAGACCUAACCAUGAAGGACGAGACGGCGCAAGUCAUGCCCGUGCUCGACCUGGUCAAAGCCCCAGCGGGCGCGACCCAAACGCGUGGCGCACAGCCCGUCCACGUUGGCGAUUUGCGCAUAGCAGAAUUCCGGCGCAUGUUGACGGAAUCUGGCCAUGUGGCAGAGUUUCGCGGCCAAGGUUCGAAGCCUAACCCCAUCUUCACAAUGCCAGCCUACCCGUUCAUGCCAAUGUACGGCGCUCCCAUGCCUGGAGCCUGGGCACCACCCUACCCAGGCAAUCCAUACGGCCCCGUCUUCGCUGCCCCACCGGCGAAAUCUGCCGAAGCACCUAGCACGGCACCGCCGAAGCCUCCGCCAGUUCCAUCCACCGUGCACCCAUCAGUCGCCAAGCUCCGCUCCGUCAAGUGCGGCGAAAGCAGUCCCGGCGGAAACCGCGUCAUCACCAUCGAAGAAUGGCAGAAAUUCUGCAAUGCCGCCGAUGACCGUGCAAAGCAAGAGCAAGCGAAAGCAGCCAAGUCCGUCAACACCGCAGAUUUCGGGAGCGAUUUCGCUGCGUUCAUCGAGUGGAACCGUCUUCGCAAGGAAGCGAAAGUCGCUGCCACCAAGCCAGCCUCCACGAAGACGAAGAGCGAGAAGAGCGCCGCUCACUCCCAUAAUUCGUACGCUCCACCAACGAUCCGCCCGGGCGUGAAUUACCUCUUCCCCGAGAAGACACAGCACACCAUGCUGCACGUCUUCGCCAAGACUUCGAAGCUGUGGGAGGAUAAGUACAAGGGCACUGUGCAGAAGUUUAAAAUUUUCAAAGCUAGCACGAAUUUUCCGGUGGCGGAGAUUAUGGAGAGGGUUAGGGGCGGGAAGGAGAAGUGUGAGGGGUGGGCGGUUACGGAGGUUGUGGAGGCGGGGAGUGGCGGGUGGAAGAAGGGUACGACGAUUGCGUAUGGGGAUGAGAAGGCGAAGGGGAGUUUGGAGAGUAUGGGGUGGGAUCAGACGAGGGGGUGUGAGGGACGGCCGCCGGUUUGGUUGGUUGUGCAUAAGGCCUGA
This is a messenger RNA of Fulvia fulva, 3594 nucleotides long. Its product is annotated as Cleavage and polyadenylation specificity factor subunit 2. Gene Ontology annotation, cellular component: mRNA cleavage and polyadenylation specificity factor complex. The record is from RefSeq and is a predicted model, not a curated record. Gene Ontology annotation, molecular function: RNA binding. Bases 1 to 3594 code for a protein of 1197 amino acids. The transcript is spliced from 3 exons. Gene Ontology annotation, biological process: mRNA 3'-end processing by stem-loop binding and cleavage. Lineage: Eukaryota; Fungi; Ascomycota; Dothideomycetes; Mycosphaerellales; Mycosphaerellaceae.